Molecule: messenger RNA, 564 nt
Organism: Trichechus manatus latirostris (Florida manatee)
Lineage: Eukaryota; Metazoa; Chordata; Mammalia; Sirenia; Trichechidae
Gene: CCDC85C
Product: coiled-coil domain containing 85C
Exons: 6
Cellular component (GO): apical junction complex
Source: RefSeq, a predicted model, not a curated record
CCACACAAGGCCCCCGACGGCCAGGUCGGAGCCACGCGCAGGUCCCUGGACGACCUCUCGGCGCCGCCGCACCACCGCAGCAUCCCCAACGGCCUGCACGAUCCCUCGUCCACCUACAUCAGGCAGCUGGAGACCAAGGUGAAGCUGCUGGAGGGUGACAACAAGCUCCUCGCACAGCAGGCAGGCUCUGGAGAGUUCCGGACGCUGCGCAAAGGCUUCUCGCUGUACCACUCGGAGUCCCAGCUCUCGUCGCUGCCACCCUCGUACCAGGACCCCCUGCAGAACGGCCCGGCCUGCCCCGAGCUGCCCUCCCCGCCCCCGGCCGGCUACAGCUCCGCAGGACAGAAGCCCGAGGCCGUGGUGCACGCCAUGAAGGUCCUGGAGGUGCACGAGAACCUGGACCGGCAGCUCCAGGACAGCCGUGAGGAAGGCCUGAGUGAGAAGGAGAAGGCCGUCGUCCGCGAGAUGUGCAACGUGGUCUGGAGAAAACUGGGGGACGCCGCCAGCGCCAAGCCCUCCAUCCGGCAGCACCUGUCUGGGAACCAGUUCAAGGGGCCUUUGUAG